AUGGCUCCUCUUCCUUCCGCUGAGGCUGUGGCCGAGCUCAAGAGCAAGUACACUGCAGCUGGCCAGGACCAGGUUUUCACCUUCUACGACUCCCUCGCCGAUUCCGAGAAGGCCACUCUCUUCGAGCAGCUGUCCGGCUUCAAGCCCGACUACAUCAACGAAAUCACACAGCGUGCUCUCAACCCUCCCAAGGCCAGCGACACUCCUGACAAGCUUGAGCCUCUUCCCGAGUCUGCCACCGCCAGUAUCCUCGACUCCGAUGCCUCAGAUAUUGACCGCUGGUAUGCCUCCGGUCUUAAACUGGUUGGCCAGAACAAUGUUGCUGUUGUCCUGAUGGCUGGCGGCCAAGGCACUCGUCUUGGUAGCUCCGCCCCUAAGGGCUGCUUCGACAUUGGCCUGCCUUCGCAGAAGUCUCUCUUCCAGAUCCAAGCCGAGCGUAUCCGCAAGAUCCAGGAGCUCGCCGGCAACGCCACUGUUCCUUGGUAUGUCAUGACCAGUGGACCUACCCGUGGCCCUACUACCGCCUUCUUCGAGGAGAACAACUUCUUCGGCCUCGACAAGGCCAAUGUCCAGAUCUUCGAGCAGGGUGUUCUCCCUUGCAUUUCCAAUGACGGGAAGAUUCUCCUGGAAUCCAAGUCCAAGGUCGCUGUCGCCCCCGAUGGCAAUGGGGGUCUCUACAAUGGCCUCGUUGUCUCCGGUGUGAUCGAGGAUAUGCGUAAGCGUGGCAUUGAGCACAUCCACGCCUACUGUGUCGACAACUGCCUUGUCAAGGUUGCCGAUCCUGUAUUCAUUGGGUUCUCUGCCGAGAAGAAGGUCGACAUUGCCACCAAGGUUGUUCGCAAGCGUAACGCUACCGAGUCUGUCGGUCUCAUUCUCUCCAAGAACGGACGCCCCGACGUCGUCGAGUAUUCCGAGAUCGACUCUGAGACCGCCGAGGCCCUCGAUCCCAAGCAGCCUGAUGUUCUCAAGUUCCGUGCCGCCAACAUUGUCAACCAUUACUACUCCUUCAGCUUCCUCGACUCCAUCCCCCUGUGGGCUCACAAGCUCCCCCACCACGUUGCCCGCAAGAAGAUUCCCUACGCCGAUCUCUCUUCCGGCGAGACUGUCAAGCCCGAGAAGCCCAACGGCAUCAAGCUUGAGCAGUUCGUCUUCGACGUUUUCCCUCAGCUCGGCCUUGAGAAGUUUGCUUGUCUUGAGGUCCGCCGCGAGGACGAGUUCUCUCCCCUCAAGAACGGCCGUGGCACUAAGGAGGAUAACCCCGACACCAGCAAGGCCGAUAUUUUGAACCAGGGCAAGCGCUGGCUUCAAGCCGCCGGUGCUACCGUUGUCAACGACGGUGGUGUCGAGGUUUCGCCUCUGAUCAGCUAUGGUGGUGAGGGCCUGGAGAAACUUAAGGGCACCACAGUGGAAGCUACUGCUCUACUGGAGAAGCAGUAA
This is a messenger RNA of Clonostachys rhizophaga, 1437 nucleotides long. The record is from the annotation of a GenBank genome assembly. Lineage: Eukaryota; Fungi; Ascomycota; Sordariomycetes; Hypocreales; Bionectriaceae.